Messenger RNA from Zychaea mexicana, 330 nucleotides. RefSeq lists its product as uncharacterized. The coding region runs from base 1 to 330 and encodes 109 amino acids. The transcript has a single exon. The record is from RefSeq and is a predicted model, not a curated record. Lineage: Eukaryota; Fungi; Mucoromycota; Mucoromycetes; Mucorales; Lichtheimiaceae.
AUGUUUCCUCAUCUUUCACAGACGAAUCCCAAACUCGCCAAUCGGCCAAUUCGACCAGGCUAUAAUAAUGUUGAUCCAGCCAUAAUGCAUCCAGCAUUUUCGCCCCAUUCCUUUAAUCGUUAUUUCCCUCCUGUUCCUCCUUCUCCUCAACACGCCAUGAUACCCGCACAGCAACCACAACAAGUCCCACCUCCUGCACAAGUCGGUCAACCACCAUUUGACGCAUCCAAACAAAGCCCGAUAUAUUAUGGAUACCACCGUCAGCAACAGCAGCAACAGCAACAGCAACAGCAACAGACUUGGCCGUCUUCCAGCAAAAGCAAAUUAUAA